Cornus florida is the source of this 802-nucleotide messenger RNA. RefSeq names its product protein RADIALIS-like 3. Gene Ontology annotation, molecular function: DNA-binding transcription factor activity. The transcript has 2 exons. NCBI's taxonomy places the organism in Eukaryota, Viridiplantae, Streptophyta, Magnoliopsida, Cornales, Cornaceae. The coding region runs from base 289 to 549 and encodes 86 amino acids. The record is from RefSeq and is a predicted model, not a curated record.
ACACAAAUUCAUUAAGAGGUUGUCCUUUGACAGUCUUCACUGACUGUCCUUCCACCUCUUGUCCUCCUCAGCCUAGCUUGCAACAUGCUAUGGUUCCUGUGAAAACGAAUCACAUUUUGUCACUCCCUUUGAAGAUUUUUUUUUUUUAUAUAAAAAAUCUAUUCCCCCUACUACCUCCCUCCUGCUUAAAAGGAGCUAGCAUUGCAGUCAGUUGCCCCUAACACAUUCCUUUUCUUGCAUUCACCGACGCACCUUAACCAUUGAUAUCCAAACUCACUAAAAAGAGUAAUGGCGUCGAGUUCUCUCACUUGUUCGCGUACUUCCAGCUCCUCCUUCUGGACGCUAAAGCAGAACAAGCAAUUUGAAGAGGCCCUGGCUUUAUAUGACAAGGACACACCGGACCGCUGGUACAAUGUAGCCAGGGCUGUGGGUGGGAAAUCAGUGGACGAAGUGAAGAGACACUAUGAAAUACUUGUGAAGGAUAUCAUGCAGAUAGAGUCUGAUCAAGUACCUUUACCCAAUUAUGGCGCCAGUGGGAGCAACAGAUGAGGAGGAUUUGGUCAUGAAAAGAGGCUUAGAGGAAUUUGAGGCUCCAAUGAAGCAAAAACUGCAGAUUUGCUAUGGAUAAAUUUUAAAGAAAAGCAGACAUAAAAAUUCAUAAAGUUAGUUGCUUAAAGGUGGUUAUUGUGUUCUAUUUCUUUGUGUUCAUAGACGAACUUGUGAACCUAUGCACUAUCUGCUCUCAAUUUGUGCUUAUUGUAAUUAAAGGGUUCUCGAUCUAAUCAAAAGAUGUAUUAUAUAA